This is a messenger RNA of Dalotia coriaria, 2092 nucleotides long. Its product is annotated as fatty-acid amide hydrolase 2-A-like. The transcript has 5 exons. Gene Ontology annotation, cellular component: endomembrane system. The record is from RefSeq and is a predicted model, not a curated record. Bases 467 to 1999 code for a protein of 510 amino acids. NCBI's taxonomy places the organism in Eukaryota, Metazoa, Arthropoda, Insecta, Coleoptera, Staphylinidae.
AAUCGAGUUGUUUGUGCGGUGUGCAAUCGGGUAGACGGGUAAUCGGAUUGAUUAAAACUCGCUUUCGAACAAUCGACGGUGCGCAAUAAAACCCUAACGAGUGUCGUAAAUGUUCCCCGCCGGCUUGGGUGCUUAAUUAAGGUGAAAUAUGGGCGCCGAGUGUAAUUACCUAUUAUAAUUAAUGCGUUUGCUUGUGCUUGUCACCGUUGCAUUUACCUACGAAGCACAAAUCAGUCGCCUUUUGUUCGUUUAUCGCGUUAAGACCAAACGUAAGUUAAAUUUACUUAGUUAUUUAUAAUCUUCAGUGUCUAGAUAAACAUUUCGGUGAUAUCUCGAACUUGAAAAACAGAUUUCAUACCGCAUACCGUUAUCUAUUUUAUAAACUUGUUGUUCGGCGAAUGUGUGUCACUGUCUAGUAAUUGCUAGGAAUUCAAAGGAACACGGAAAUUAUUAGUUAUUAACUACGAUGGGAGUCAUCGAUUACAUCCGUUUGUUUUUCGACCUCGUGGUGGAGUUCGUCUUCGGUCUAUUUUAUUCCAAGGAGGUCGUACCAUCAGUGAAGGAUGACUUACUCUUGAUGAGCGCGACGCAAUUAGCAAAGGGUAUACGCACGAAGAAAUUCACUUCGCAACACGUGGUUCGUGCGUAUCUUGCACGCAUCGAAGAGGUCAACAGAACGCUCAACGCUGUUGUGGACAUACGCGCUAAAGAUGCGAUAGCGGACGCCAUCUCCAUCGACGAGCGGAUUCCACACAUGUCGCCCGCAGAAUUUAAAUCAUUACCUUUUCUUGGCGUACCUUUCACUGCUAAGGAAUCGACAUUGUGUGAGAAUAUGUCUGCUACAUUUGGGUUGAAACAAAGACUGAAUGUCCGCUCGGAUCAAGAUGCCGUAGUGAUUCAAAAUAUGAAAAGAGCUGGAGGUAUCCUUAUUGCUGUUACGAACGUACCACAGUUGAAUCUGUGGGUCGAGACACAUAAUCCUGUCUAUGGACUCACCCGCAAUCCGUAUAAUACCUCAUGUGCGGUGGGUGGAUCAUCCGGAGGUGAAGCAUCCAUUCUUGCCGCAUGUGGGUCACCAAUUGGUAUUGGAACAGAUAUUGGUGGUUCUAUCAGAAUACCUGCUUACAUGUGUGGAAUUUUUGGACAUAAAUGUUCCAAUGGUCUUACGGAUACUAAAGGUUUAACUUUCCGGGACGGAAGUGAAACGGAGCACACCAUGGUGGCCAUUGGACCAAUGUGCCGCAAGUCGGAGGAUCUUAUUCCAGGAAUCAUAGCUCUUCUCGGUAAAAAGGCCGAUCUUUUGAACCUCUCCGUUCCAGUAGACACCAGGAAACUUAAGUUUUACUACAUUGAGAAAAAUAGUGACAUAAGAUGUUCACCGAUUCGCGCUGAUGUCGAAUACAUCAACAAAAUGGUUGUAAAUCACUUCCUAAAGGACAGGACCGUUGAAAGACUAGAAGUACCUAAACUGAAAUAUUCCUCUGCUUUAUACAAAUACUGGAUGGAACAAGAAUGCGGUGGAUUUAGGUCGGACGUGACAAAUCGUACCUAUGAGGCAAGCGCUGGGUCUGAACUAUGGAAAUAUUUGACCGGACGUUCGGAGUAUUCAUUUAGUGUAGUCCUGGUCUUAAUGAGUUUGCAGUGGAUGCCCUCACCAAAUGAGGAAUGGGCCCGUGAAACCACACAGGAAAUCCGGAAUUAUCUUAUGGAUAAAUUGGGCGAUGAUGGCGUUCUGCUUUAUCCUUCGUGGCCCCAAACAGCAACUUAUCAUCACGUUGGCUACUUUAGACCAUUCAACUAUUCGUACACGAGCAUCUUUAAUCUGCUGAAGUUCCCCGUCACACAAGUGCCUCUAGGACUAAACAAAGAUGGCCUCCCUGUUGGAAUUCAAGUAGCGGCCGCACCAAUGAAUGAUCGACUGUGCGUCGCUGUUGCAAAGGAACUGGAGCAGGUAUUUGGUGGCUAUGCUGUGCCGCAAUCAGCAAAUGUGAAGAAAUAAACCAGUGAAUUUAACAUUUCUAUGCAUAAGAGUUAAUGAGACUCCGAACAUAUUUUUUACAAAUUAUAAUACACAUUUCAAGGGAAACAAUAA